Zygosaccharomyces rouxii is the source of this 4437-nucleotide messenger RNA. It is a transcript of the gene CHD1, whose product is annotated as chromatin-remodeling ATPase CHD1. The transcript has a single exon. The coding region runs from base 1 to 4437 and encodes 1478 amino acids. Gene Ontology annotation, cellular component: chromatin; nucleus. Gene Ontology annotation, molecular function: ATP hydrolysis activity; DNA binding; histone binding. Gene Ontology annotation, biological process: regulation of transcription by RNA polymerase II; nucleosome organization. Lineage: Eukaryota; Fungi; Ascomycota; Saccharomycetes; Saccharomycetales; Saccharomycetaceae. The record is from RefSeq and is a predicted model, not a curated record.
AUGGGUAACGAAGUAGAUGAAGAAGUCCUGGAAAAUCCGGAACUUUAUGGAUUGAGAAGGUCUCAUAGAGCUUCUGCACAUCCAACAACAAAGUAUUUUAGUGAAGACGAGGAUGCGGAUGAAGAUGAAGAUGAUGGACCCGUUAUGGGAUCUAGACGUAGAAAAAAUAGACAAUAUACUGAUCCUGAUGCGGAUGAAGGUGAUAUAGAUGAGGAAGAGGACGAAGAGGACGAAGAAGAAGAAAUAGGUGAUGAAGAAGACGAUGACGAUUAUUUUGGAUCACCAAAUAAAUCAAAAAGACGUAGUCAGGGGAACAAUCACGGAAGGAAAAGCAAACCAAUGAAGGCUAAAGAAGAAAAUUUACCUACUAGAUUCUCGAAUCGUACGAGUAAGGCUGUUAAUUAUAAUAUAGAUUAUUCCGAUGAAGAUUUACUAGAGUCUGAUGAUGGAGGGAGGGCCAAGGCUAAUACUAAUAACGACGAAAUAGAUGAUGAGAUGAAUUCCGACGAUGAACAAAUGUACUAUUCUACCACUCCUCAGGCUGCAGAUGAGGAUCGCGGUGUAGAUCUAGUGAUUACGCAUAAGCUAAAAGAUGAUAUCGAUCCACAAGUGGAAAGUCAAGUACCUGAACUGAGUCAAUGUAAGGAGAAUUAUCUAUUUCUUAUUAAAUGGAGCGAUGAAUCCUAUUUGCAUAAUACUUGGGAAGAGUAUGAAAAUCUAAAACAAUAUCGCGGUAUCAAGAGAGUGGAUAAUUAUUGUAAGCAGUUUAUCAUACAAGACUUGGAAUUCAGAUUAGACCCUUAUGUUACGGCCGAAGACUUAGAAAUCAUGGACAUGGAACGUGAAAGGCGGUUAGACGAAUUUAAAGAAUAUGAAGAACCUGAAAGAAUUGUUGAUAGUCAACGUAUUACAGAUGAUGAAGGUAGUUCACAAUUACAAUAUUUGGUUAAGUGGCAUCGCUUGAAUUAUGAUGGAGCUACUUGGGAAAAUGCAACUGAAAUUGUUAAAUUGGCGCCUGAGCAAGUUAAACAUUUUCAAAAUAGAACGAAUUCCAAGAUCCUCCCACAAUAUUCAAGUUCUUAUUCAUCUCAAAGGCCUCGUUUUGAAAAGUUAAGUGUACAACCACCAUUUAUUAAGAAUGGUGAAUUGAGAGAUUUCCAACUGACCGGUAUCAAUUGGAUGGCAUUUCUUUGGUCAAAAAAUGACAACGGUAUAUUAGCAGAUGAAAUGGGAUUAGGUAAAACCGUUCAGACGGUAGCAUUUAUCAGCUGGUUAAUUUUUGCACGAAGGCAAAAUGGUCCCCAUCUCAUUGUGGUACCACUUUCUACAAUGCCAUCUUGGCAAGAGACCUUCGAGAAAUGGGCUCCUGAGUUAAAUUGCAUUUGUUAUAUGGGGAAUCAGAAGUCAAGAGACGCUAUUAGAGAAUACGAAUUUUACACAAAUCCACAAGCAAAAGGUAAGAAAAAUGUUAAAUUUAACGUAUUACUGACCACAUAUGAAUACGUGUUAAAAGAUCGCUACGAAUUUAGUACUAUAAGAUGGCAAUUCAUGGCAGUUGAUGAAGCUCACAGGUUGAAAAAUGCAGAAUCUUCACUCUAUGAAUCCUUGAAUAGUCUCAAAGUGUCCAACCGUCUUUUAAUCACAGGUACCCCAUUGCAAAACAAUAUCAAAGAACUGGCCGCACUGGUGAAUUUCUUAAUGCCUGGAAGAUUUACCAUAGAUCAAGAAAUUGAUUUUGAAAAUCAAGAUGAUGAACAAGAACAAUACAUUAGAGAUUUACAUCAAAGGUUACAACCAUUCAUCUUACGUCGUCUCAAAAAAGAUGUGGAAAAAUCACUACCGUCUAAGACCGAACGUAUUUUACGUGUGGAAUUAUCUGAUGUACAAACAGAAUAUUACAGAAACAUUCUAACCAAAAAUUAUAGUGCAUUAACAGCAGGUGCUAAAGGUGGCCAUUUCUCCCUUUUAAACAUCAUGAAUGAAUUGAAAAAAGGUUCUAAUCAUCCUUAUUUAUUCGAUAAUGCUGAAGAAAGAGUGCUCGAGAAAUUCGGUGACGGUAAUAGAUCUAGAGAAAACAUCCUUAGAGGUUUGAUUAUGUCAUCUGGUAAAAUGGUUUUACUUGAUAAAUUAUUGACCAGAUUAAAGAAAGAUGGUCAUCGUGUAUUAAUCUUUUCACAAAUGGUAAGAAUGCUUGACAUAUUAGGGGAUUAUUUGUCAAUUAAGGGAAUCAAUUUUCAAAGGUUAGAUGGUACGGUUCCAUCUAAUCAAAGAAGAAUUUCCAUCGAUCACUUCAAUGCACCUGAUUCCAACGAUUUCGUGUUUUUAUUGUCUACAAGAGCUGGUGGGCUAGGUAUUAAUUUGAUGACGGCGGAUACAGUUAUCAUAUUUGAUUCCGAUUGGAACCCUCAAGCAGAUUUACAGGCUAUGGCUAGAGCUCAUCGUAUUGGACAGAAAAAUCAUGUCAUGGUUUACAGAUUGGUUUCCAAAGAUACGGUAGAAGAAGAAGUUUUAGAAAGAGCUCGUAAGAAGAUGAUUUUGGAAUACGCUAUCAUUUCUCUUGGUGUCACUGAUGGUAAUCAAUACAGUAAGAAGAACGAACCCUCUGCAGGUGAACUAUCAGAAAUUUUGAAAUUUGGUGCCGGUAAUAUGUUUACCGCUAACGAUAACCAAAAGAAAUUAGAAGAUUUGAAUUUGGAUGACGUCUUGAAUCAUGCUGAAGACCACGUAACGACUCCGGAUCUUGGUGAAUCUCAUCUCGGUGGCGAAGAAUUUUUGAAACAGUUCGAAGUUACCGAUUAUAAGGCAGAUGUGGAUUGGGAUGACAUUAUUCCUGAAGAUGAAUUGAAAAAAUUGCAAGACGAAGAUCAAAAACGUCGGGAUGAUGAAUACGUUCAAGAACAAUUGCAACUGAUGAAUCGUAGAAAUAACGCUUUGAAGAAAAUUAAGGAUAGCGUUAAUGGCGAUGGGUCUACCCAGGUAUCUGAAGAUGAAAGUGGUACUAAGGCAGCCAGAAGACGUGAUAAAGUGAACAACAUGGAAGAUUUGGAAGAAAAGGAGAUACGUGCACUUUACAAAGCUGUUCUCAAACAUGGUGACAUUACGGAAAUGCUUGACACUUUGAUAGCCGAUGGUUCGUUACCGGAUAAGUCAGUUGAAAAAUACGAAGAAGCUUAUUCGCAAAUGAUAGAGGACGCUAGACAAUAUUUGGAGAAGGAGGAACGUAAGAGAACUCACAUCAUGGAAGCCUUGGAGGAUGAUGCACGUAAUUACAGAUCAAAAUUAAAGUCUGGUGAUGUCAAACAAGAAGAUCAACCAAAGGAUAAUCCAUUGACUAGACUAGCGGCUAAAAGGAAAGAGAAGAAGGCUGUAUUAUUCCAGUUCGAGGAUAUGAAGAACUUGAAUGCGGAGUCAUUAGUCAACAGAGUGGAAGAUAUGAAAUUGUUGAAAGGCUACAUCGAUAAACAUUACAAGGAUGAUCCAUUUAAAUUCAAAUUUAACUCUCAACAGCCAAAGGCGGUACAGAAUUGGAACUGCCGUUGGGAAAAAUCCGAUGAUGAGAAAUUAAUUGUCGGGGUGUACAAGUACGGUUACGGAUCUUGGUCUCAAAUACGAGAUGACCCAUUCCUUGGACUAGAGAACAAGAUUUUCCUCAACGAUACAGGCGGUGGGAACGCUGGAGCCGGAGCUGGAGCCGGAGCUGGAUCAAGACCAGCAUCAGCAGCCCAAGAAACAUCGUCAUCAGCAGAUAAGAAGGCCAAAGGUUCGAAGAAAGUUCCCGGUUCCAUCCAUUUGGGUAGAAGAGUUGAUUAUUUAAUCACAGUCUUAAAAGACGAGUCUAAUGAAACCAGUGAGCCUACUGGCCCCAAACGUCGUAAACCAGCAAGUAAGGCAGGCACUCCUGACACCGGUAAUGAACCUCCUGCUAAACGUAUGAAACCACUACCGAGAGGUCCAGCAUCUAUGAGUCCCUCUCGUGCUGGUUCCAGCUCUUCCGCCAACGGCAAAGGCAGUAAACCACCCAAACUUUCGAACAGCAAUGGUAACAACAAUAACGGCAAAAACAGCGGCAACGACGGUUCCAGUAGUAAUAACAAAAAUGGUCCUACACCGCCUUUACACCUUAAGGAAUAUGACAGUAUGGAUGAGGAAGAUUGUAUGAGAGCCAUGGGUGCGAUGAGAACUUCUUUGAAGCGCCUAAGACGUGGUGGUAAAGGUCUGGAUCGUAAGGAAUGGGCCCAAAUCCUUAAGACUGAAUUAACGGCAAUUGGUAAUCACAUAGAAUCCCAAAAGACUUCUUCCAACAGGAAAAAUCCUGAGAAACUACGUAAACACCUGUGGUCAUAUUCUGCCAAUUUUUGGCCUGCUGCAGUUAAAAGUACUAAACUUAUGGCCAUGUACGACAAGAUCACAGGCUCUAAGGGUAAACCGGGUGCCUAA